This is a messenger RNA of Lineus longissimus, 1755 nucleotides long. RefSeq names its product caspase-7-like. Gene Ontology annotation, molecular function: protein binding; cysteine-type endopeptidase activity. Bases 160 to 1404 code for a protein of 414 amino acids. The record is from RefSeq and is a predicted model, not a curated record. NCBI's taxonomy places the organism in Eukaryota, Metazoa, Nemertea, Pilidiophora, Heteronemertea, Lineidae. Gene Ontology annotation, biological process: proteolysis; regulation of apoptotic process. The transcript has 9 exons.
AUUCCAAUUUCAUCAUCUGAUGGUAUUCUCUUCUACAACACUGCGAAUCAGAUGUUCGUUAUCCUCUUACUCUUCACUGAUGCAGCCAACAAGCGUUAUUUCGGUAUCUACUUAAAGUGCGAAUAAAUCUUUGAGGACAUUAACACUUAGGUUAACAAGAUGGACAAUGCUCGACAGAAGCACGGGCAGCUUAGCAUCCGUGUUGGUAGAGAACUAACAUCACAACAGAUUAGGAGUAUGAAACAGUUGAUGUCAGGCUUUGGAGAGGGAGAACUGGAGAAGAUGGCCGAUUUUUAUGAUAUAUAUGCCUCAUUGGAAAGACAAUUGAAAGUACAAUUAGGAGACUACAGCUACUUGCGAAAUCUUCUCGAUAGCAUCGGUGCUGCGAAGGUGAGCAAAGAGGUUCUGAAGAUGGAGCAGGAAAUCAGAGCAAUGAUGGGGCAGCAAGCACCAAGAUUUGUGAAACCCAAUCCGCCUCCACAUGAACCCAUGCAAGUCGAAGAAGCGAAAUUACUGAGAAGCUCCGUCCAAAUCUCCGCUGAAGCCCAAAUCUCCGCUGAUGCAAAGCCUAUUGGAAUGGUUGCUAAGCAUGAAGACUGCCCACCGGAACUAAAGUAUCCCUUGCAGUUCCGCCCUGGAGGAGUAAAUGGACUUCUGCUUAUCAUCGACGAGUUCACUCAUCAUAGGAAAGGCAGCCGGGAAGAUGUGAAACGUAUGGCCGCCCUCUUCGAAACCGUCUUUGGAUUUAAGAUCGAGUAUCAUCAAGAUAAACUGAAACAAGAAAUCAUUGAUAUUUACAGAGAGAAGACGAAUGAAUUGAGAAGUAGCCCUGUGCAGCGGUUCUUCUCUGUUCUGCUGAGUCAUGGUGAUGAUAAAGGAAUUCUGACCUGCAAGCCACCUGGCCGAAAAUUUGACCGAGAGCGGGAUGCUCGACUAAACAUUGAAAAAGAUAUUCAGCCAAUGUUUAACUCUCGUGUUUUACCUCAAAUGGCGGGACGACCAAAGGUUUUCUUCGUGCAAUCUUGCCGCGGUGUGUCGUUCCAAGAAGGCCAAGAGGUGGCUGACGAUGCAGGCGAUCAAGAUGAUGACGAUGAGACUGUAGUGUCAGAUGCCAUCAUUGAUUAUCCUCCCCAGGCGUUAGUUCCAGACGAUGCCGACAUCCUGCUGUCAUAUGCACAAACUCUUGGAUACAAAGCGUUUAGAGACAAGGUAAAGGGGUCAUGGUACAUCCAAGCCAUCUGCGACGUAUUGGAAAAAUACCACAAGAAGUACGAUUUGAUGACCAUGCUGACAAUUGUCAGUGAUAAGGUCAGCAGCUUGACGACGCUUCAAGGAGAGAAAGUCUGUCUACAAAUGCCUUGUCUACAUAGUACCUUGAGGAAGCGAAUCUACAUGACACCAUGAACAUUGUGUUGUGUACAUUAGCUGUCCCCGCUUUGGUAACCUCGUAGUGGGCUGAUAUCAUAUGCGGGCUGGUCCUUGGCUAUAGACUAUAGAGAACCGAAAGCCAUAUUGAGAAACCCAAAGGCCAUCCUGAGAAAACGAAAAGUAAUCAUAAGAAAAUUGCGGGGGGGGGGGGUCAGUGACGGUAGUCGCAUAUUGUUCCUUUUAUUGUGUAUAUAAAUUGAAACAGGGCGUGUGAGCAAAACAUCAGUAUGUUCUGUAUUAUUUUUAUUUCGACUUCAAAAUACAAACUACCACUAAUGUAUGUGAAGUGGUCGUCACCUCCAAUAAAGCUUCAUGCAGUAUAUACAA